This is a messenger RNA of Staurois parvus, 517 nucleotides long. NCBI's taxonomy places the organism in Eukaryota, Metazoa, Chordata, Amphibia, Anura, Ranidae. The record is from the annotation of a GenBank genome assembly.
UUGACUGGCCUACACAAACAGGAGAAGUACCGUUCUGCUGGCAACAGCCAAACACGUCCAUCGGAUUGCCAGACAGAGAAGAAUGAUUUGUCACUCCAAAGAACACGUUUCCCACUGCAGAGUCCAGUGGUGAUGUGCUUUACACCACUGCAUCCGACUCUUUGCAUUGCACUUGAUGUAAGACUUGGAUGCAGCUGCUUGGCCAUGGAAACCCAUUCUAUGAAGCUCUCUAUGCACUAUUGUGCUAAUCUGAAGGACACACCAAGUUUGGAGGUCUUUAGCUAUUGACUUUGUAGACAGUUGGCGACUCCUGCGCACUGUGCUCUUCAGCAUGCGCUGACCCCGCUCUGUCAUUUUACGUGGCCUACCACUUCAUGGCUGAGUUUCUGUUCCCAGUGGCUUCCACUUUGGUAUAAUACCACUACCAGUUGACUGUGGAAUAUAUAGUAGCAAGGAAAUUUCACAGAUGGACUUAGCGACCCAUCCUUUCACAAAUGUUUGUAGAAGCAGUCUGCAU